AUGUACCGGCUGACAGAAUUACUUCCAGAUUCUUUUCCAGCUGUCAAGAUUUGUAGGUACACCACCACACACCUAGAGACUUUUGGAGAUAUAGCAGCCCAUAUGGUGAAGGAUAAUGCUCUGAAAUCUGUGCUUUCAUUUACACAAACUGGCUGGUCAGCGACUAUUACAGAGGAUUACGAACCUUACUACCGGAAGCAAAUAGAAUUGGCUGUGAAUGACAAUUGUGUCUUAUGGGGAGAACGAGUGAUCAUUCCAAAAACCCUCCAGAGACAUAUCUUGGACUUGGUACAUACUGGUCAGCCUGGUACCCUAUGGAUAAAACAGAAAGCAUGA
Molecule: messenger RNA, 336 nt
Organism: Pelobates cultripes (western spadefoot toad)
Lineage: Eukaryota; Metazoa; Chordata; Amphibia; Anura; Pelobatidae
Source: the annotation of a GenBank genome assembly